Molecule: messenger RNA, 1595 nt
Organism: Schistocerca serialis cubense
Lineage: Eukaryota; Metazoa; Arthropoda; Insecta; Orthoptera; Acrididae
Product: mitochondrial 2-oxoglutarate/malate carrier protein-like
Exons: 5
Coding region: 183-1121 (312 amino acids)
Biological process (GO): succinate transmembrane transport; oxaloacetate transport; thiosulfate transport
Cellular component (GO): mitochondrial membrane
Molecular function (GO): malate transmembrane transporter activity; antiporter activity; succinate transmembrane transporter activity
Source: RefSeq, a predicted model, not a curated record
AGUGUGCGCCCAGUACCAAGCCUACGAAUUUUAUUGCAAAGUAGUAGUAAGACAGCUGACCGGAGUGACCUCAGAAUGACAUAACAGUGUUGCAGCGGGCAGGCAGUAAGCGUGGAGUUGGUAGAGAGUGAGUGUGUGUUGAGUGUGGUUUAGUGUAGUACCGGCAUAAAAACACAACGAAAAUGUCUCAGGAACCUCCAAAAUCCAUUCCCAAGCACAUAAAAUUUUUAUUUGGCGGUCUGUCCGGAAUGGCAGCAACAUGUUUUGUUCAACCGUUGGAUCUUGUGAAGAACAGAAUGCAAUUAUCAGGGAUGGGUGCCAAAACAAAGGAGUACAAGACAAGUUUUCAUGCACUAACAAGCAUUGUGAAAAAUGAAGGCAUAUUUAGAUUGUACACUGGAUUGAGUGCAGGAUUACUGAGACAGGCCACCUACACUACUACAAGGCUUGGUAUCUACACAUGGCUACUUGAAACUUUCAGUGGGUCUGAAGGGAAACCUCCGGGUUUUGCAAGUAAAGCUGCUAUUGGCAUGACAGCAGGUGCAACCGGGGCCUUUGUGGGUACUCCUGCAGAAGUGGCUCUCGUACGCAUGACGGCAGAUGGUAGACUACCACCAGCAGAGAGGCGAAAUUACCGCAAUGUUGCCCAUGCCCUUUGGCGGAUUGCAUCUGAGGAAGGUGUACUUGCACUUUGGCGUGGUGCUGGUCCUACAAUGGGACGUGCGAUGGUGGUAAAUGCUGCACAGCUUGCAUCAUACUCUCAGGCAAAACAGUUUUUACUAUCAACAGGUUACUUUCAAGAAAACAUAUUUUGCCAUUUUGUAAGCAGCAUGAUAUCUGGUUUGGUAACUACCAUUGCUUCAAUGCCUGUUGACAUUGCAAAAACAAGAAUACAAAAUAUGAAGAUGGUUGAUGGAAAACCAGAAUUCAAAGGUGCCGUUGAUGUGCUGAUGAAAGUGGUUCGUAACGAAGGCUUCUUCUCUCUGUGGAAAGGUUUCACUCCUUACUAUGCUAGACUUGGACCCCACACUGUGCUGACUUUUAUUUUCCUAGAGCAAAUGAAUGCAUUUUACAGUGUCCGUGUACUUGGACAAGAUGCCAGCAAGACAAGUGGUCUGUAACAUAUGCCUUGAAACCUUUCCCAUUCCAUUGUAUAGUAACCUUGCCAUAAAUGCAAGCACCAGCACCAUCUUUGUCAUUGGUAAUAUGUUUUAUACACAAUAUUGUUCUCUGAGACUCUUUUUACUGAAAAGAAAUCCCUCUCUCCUCCGCCUCUAGUCUUUUCCUGUUUUCAUUGCAGUAUUUGAUGUUCGUCCCUUUGUUAACAUCAACUCAACAACACACAUAAUGCUGUUUAUAGUAUGAGUCAGAUUAACUUAAAUGAUUAAUGGGUUUGCUAAGUGGGCAUUAAAAAUUUCUUUAUAAAUGAAUGCAAUAGCUGGUUUCUUAAUUUUUUUAAUUAAUACAAUACCAUUGUUAUACCCCUUAAAGCCAACAUGGAGCAAUUAGCAUAAAAAGUGGUUCCCUUUAUCAUUUUAAUCAGUUUGCUGUUCAUUUAGGCACAGUUGAAUCAUUCCACAGAUUACAAGUGUUAA